Pteropus alecto (black flying fox) is the source of this 2280-nucleotide messenger RNA. It is a transcript of the gene CHRM2, whose product is annotated as cholinergic receptor muscarinic 2. The transcript has 3 exons. The record is from RefSeq and is a predicted model, not a curated record. Gene Ontology annotation, cellular component: plasma membrane; dendrite; synapse. The coding region runs from base 539 to 1939 and encodes 466 amino acids. Gene Ontology annotation, molecular function: G protein-coupled acetylcholine receptor activity; G protein-coupled serotonin receptor activity. NCBI's taxonomy places the organism in Eukaryota, Metazoa, Chordata, Mammalia, Chiroptera, Pteropodidae. Gene Ontology annotation, biological process: regulation of heart contraction; regulation of smooth muscle contraction; chemical synaptic transmission.
AGCUAAUCGAACGUACACUCACGAACACCGAUCCUCUCUCCUGCCAUAGCAAAGGCGCCUGAUGCAGAGACCCGCUCCAGCGAGCGCACGCGCGCACACACACACGCACACACACACGUACACGCACACACGCCAGCCUGCGGGUUGGCCAGAGCCUUGAAACCGCAGAUCCCACUAGGAAACAGCCACAGGCACCGAAGUAGGUGUUGCUCCUACUCUAAUUACUACUUUCUCAAGCACUUCGGUGAAGAAAUGAAUCCCGCCCAGCUCGCCAGUCCAUCCAGAUCUGGGUUCUGUUUUGCGCUCCAGAUUCAUCGUCGUAAAAGCCAGAUCCUGGGAGAAAGCGAGCUGGCGUCUGGGUUCGGACUCUGAGCCGUGCGCAGCUUGCGCCGGGGCGGUCAGCCCUGAACCAGCGAAGGUCUCCUCGCUCCUGCCAGCCUGCACCAAGGAGAUCGCAGCCAGGGAGGCAGCUGGAGCCAAACCCGCGGCAGGUUUAAAUGUUCAUUUGGCUACUUGACUCCCGAUUAGAGAACACAAAAUGAAUAACUCAACCAACUCUUCUAACAGUGGCCUGGCUUUGACCAGCCCUUAUAAGACAUUCGAAGUGGUGUUUAUUGUCCUUGUGGCUGGAUCGCUCAGUUUGGUGACCAUUAUUGGGAACAUCCUGGUCAUGGUCUCCAUUAAAGUCAACCGCCACCUCCAGACCGUCAACAAUUACUUUUUGUUCAGCUUGGCCUGUGCUGACCUCAUCAUUGGCGUUUUCUCCAUGAACUUGUACACCCUCUACACUGUGAUUGGCUACUGGCCUUUGGGCCCUGUGGUGUGUGACCUUUGGUUAGCCCUGGACUAUGUGGUCAGCAACGCCUCAGUGAUGAAUCUGCUCAUUAUCAGCUUUGACAGGUACUUCUGUGUCACAAAACCGCUCACCUACCCUGUCAAGCGGACCACGAAAAUGGCAGGGAUGAUGAUUGCAGCCGCCUGGGUCCUCUCCUUCAUCCUCUGGGCUCCAGCCAUCCUCUUUUGGCAGUUCAUCGUAGGGGUGAGGACUGUGGAGGAUGGGGAAUGCUACAUUCAGUUUUUCUCCAACGCGGCUGUCACCUUCGGUACUGCCAUCGCGGCCUUCUAUUUGCCAGUGAUCAUCAUGACCGUGUUAUACUGGCACAUAUCCCGGGCCAGCAAGAGCAGGAUAAAGAAGGACAAGAAGGAGCCCGCGGCCAACCAAGACCCGGUUUCUCCAAGUCUGGUUCAGGGAAGGAUCGUGAAGCCAAACAAUGACAACACGCCUGGCAGUGACGAUGGCCUGGAGCACAACAGAAUCCAGAACGGCAAAGCCCCCAGAGACGCUGUGACUGAAAACUGUGUCCAGGGGGAGGAGAAAGAAAGCUCCAACGAUUCCACCUCAGUCAGUGCCGUCGCCUCUAAUUUGAGAGAUGAUGAAAUAACCCAGGAUGAAAACACGAUUUCCACUUCCUUGGGCCAUUCCAAAGAUGAGAACUCUAAGCAGACAUGCAUCAAAAUUGUCACCAAGACCCAAAAGGGCGAUUCAUGUACCCCGACUAAUACCACUGUGGAGCUAGUUGGUUCUUCAGGUCAGAAUGGAGAUGAAAAACAGAACAUUGUAGCUCGCAAGAUUGUGAAGAUGACGAAGCAGCCCGCAAAAAAGAAGCCUCCUCCAUCUCGGGAAAAGAAAGUGACCAGGACGAUCCUGGCUAUUCUGUUGGCCUUCAUCAUCACGUGGGCCCCAUACAAUGUCAUGGUGCUGAUCAAUACCUUCUGUGCGCCCUGCAUCCCCAACACGGUGUGGACCAUUGGGUACUGGCUCUGUUACAUCAACAGCACCAUCAACCCUGCCUGCUACGCACUUUGCAACGCCACGUUCAAGAAAACCUUUAAACACCUUCUCAUGUGUCAUUAUAAGAACAUAGGCGCUACGAGGUAAAACGUCUUAGGGAAGAAGGAAGGCCGUCGAGAGGAGCUUGGGAAGAAGAAAGGGGUCAAGAGCUAGUUUUAAAAUCUCUGCCGUCGCACUUCACAGUCUUAUUACGGACGCGCAGUUACGGAGCCCAGCAGUGACACUCUCAUCCCGCCUAUGCCCCAGUGUGAGAAACUUGCACCUUAUAAACCCCGUCGGUGCAGGGGCGAUGAGGCCGUGAAAGAGACGUGUUGGAACUGUGGAUUGAAAGGAUGAGCUACAUUUUCUCAUCGUCUCUUGAAGAAGGGCUUCUGAAUCUACAACAGUCCGUCUCUGCACAAAAAGAAAAAUAACCUCGCUCCGUUUUU